Messenger RNA from Punica granatum (pomegranate), 2201 nucleotides. The record is from RefSeq and is a predicted model, not a curated record. Lineage: Eukaryota; Viridiplantae; Streptophyta; Magnoliopsida; Myrtales; Lythraceae.
CUGACGCGAGAAUCCGCCCAGCUCAACUGUCCCCACUGACUGACUGACUGAUUGCGCUCUUCCUCAUUCGCUCGGCCUUCUCUCUCUCUCUCUCUCUCUUCCCCUCAGGAGUUCCUCGUUUCGUUUCUUCGCCGCCUCUCUCUCUCUCUCUCUCUCUCUCUUCCCCACUGUUCUGUGGCCAGCUGCUCUCUUCCUAUGGCGGCGAUCGAUCUCUCCUCGAGAAUGUCCCUCUUGAAGCCCGACGGCUCCGGCGCCUUCGCUUCCGCCUCCUUCGAUCGCCUCUCCUCCGUCGGAAGCGUGACGGAGCUCUUCCAUGCACCCAGUGGCUGGGCUGCCUUCACUAACAAGCACCGAAUCGCCCCCGUCCGAUCGAUGAAGGUGACGAAAAAGAGCGAGACCCGACGCGUCGCUUCGCAUAAUGGGCCCCUGACAGCUGACAAGAUAGAGUACCCUUUUGACAUUGAAUCCGAUGGCCAUCCACUUGGGCAGAUGAGAGUGCGUCCCAAUGCGUUGAGAAAGACGAAGAUAGUGUGUACUAUUGGUCCAUCCACAAGCUCAAGUGAAAUGAUUUGGAAGCUUGCAGAAAGUGGUAUGAAUGUGGCGCGUCUCAAUAUGUCUCAUGGUGACCAUAGCUCACACCAGAAAACUAUAGAUCUUGUCAAGGAAUACAAUGCUCAGUUCCCAGAUAAGGUUGUCGCCAUAAUGUUGGACACCAAGGGCCCUGAAGUGAGAAGUGGAGAUGUACCACAACCAAUUACUCUUAAAGAGGGACAACAGUUCAACUUCACAAUUAGGCGAGGAGUCAGCACAGAAGACACUGUUAGCGUAAAUUAUGAUGACUUUGUUAACGAUGUGGAGGUCGGUGACAUACUUUUGGUGGAUGGUGGAAUGAUGUCAUUAGCUGUAAAAGAAAAGACAGCAGAUGUAGUCAAAUGUGUAGUAGUUGACGGUGGGGAACUAAAAUCAAGACGCCAUUUAAAUGUCAGGGGCAAAAGUGCAAAUCUUCCUUCAAUAACAGAUAAGGAUUGGGAAGAUAUCAAGUUUGGGGUAGACAACCAAGUCGACUUCUAUGCUGUUUCAUUUGUUAAGGAUGCAAAAGUGGUGCAUGAGCUGAAAGAUUAUCUAAAAAGUAAUACGUCCAACUUCUCAGGUAGCAAUGCAGAUAUUCAUGUAAUUGUAAAGAUUGAAAGUGCCGAUUCUAUUCCAAAUCUGCAGUCUAUUAUCUCUGCCUCUGAUGGGGCAAUGGUUGCUCGUGGAGACCUCGGUGCUGAACUUCCAAUUGAGGAUGUUCCACUAUUGCAGGAGGACAUUAUCAGGAGGUGUCACAGUAUGCAGAAGCCAGUGAUUGUGGCCACCAACAUGCUGGAAAGUAUGAUUGACCAUCCUACUCCAACCAGGGCUGAGGUUUCUGAUAUUGCAAUUGCAGUGAGGGAAGGUGCUGAUGCAGUCAUGCUCUCCGGUGAAACUGCCCAUGGAAAGUAUCCUCUAAAGGCUGUCAAAGUGAUGCACACAGUGGCACUUAGAACUGAAUCAAGUCUAUCUACUAGCAUCGCUCCUCCAGCUAAGUCCAGUGCUCAUAAUAGUCAUAUGGGUGAAAUGUUUGCUUUUCAUGCUACUACAAUGGCAAAUACGCUCAAUACACCCAUCAUUGUCUUCACAAGAACUGGAUCCAUGGCUAUACUUCUUAGCCAUUAUCGGCCUUCAUCAACAAUUUUUGCCUUCACAAAUGAUGAAAGGAUCAAGCAAAGACUAGCACUUUACCAUGGUGUCUUGCCAAUACAUAUGCAGUUCUCUGAUGAUGCAGAGGAGACCUUCUCUCGAGCAAUCGAGCUUUUACUGGAGAAGGGGCUGAUAAAGGAAGAACAGUAUGUAACUCUGGUUCAAAGUGGGGCCCAACCGAUCUGGCGCCGAGAAUCUACUCACCACAUCCAAGUUCGUCAGGUCCAAGGUUGAUUUAAUAUUUCGCUCUUACGAACACGCUCUCUUGGGACCAGAUGCAGCUGCUGUUGGUCGACAGUCGAGUGAUUGUCUUCAAAUUUUUAGUUCUCCAUAUUUAUAAUUCUUUGUAGUGAGUAUGAAAUCAAUGAGUUUUGAAGAGUAUAGGAACCUGAAAACCUUUGCCGCUUAUUGUCACUUCGUACUUGAUAAUUUAUAUUGCCCGGAAUGUCUCCAAGGAGAUUAUGAAGUCAUUAUUGAUGAUA